Nelumbo nucifera (sacred lotus) is the source of this 1325-nucleotide messenger RNA. Its product is annotated as cationic peroxidase 1-like. NCBI's taxonomy places the organism in Eukaryota, Viridiplantae, Streptophyta, Magnoliopsida, Proteales, Nelumbonaceae. The record is from RefSeq and is a predicted model, not a curated record. Gene Ontology annotation, molecular function: heme binding; peroxidase activity. Gene Ontology annotation, biological process: hydrogen peroxide catabolic process; response to oxidative stress.
CCCAGAGAGCCAAGACAGAGCUAACAGCAAAGCUCUUGUCUUCUGUGACUUUCUGUCUACUUGUUUUGUUUUCAAUAGGAAUAGUGUGUCAUCGUAGCUAGCUAUUGUUCUCAGAAGUCCAUGCCAAUGGCAUCUGUCUCUUCCUCCAGCUCCAUAAGCUUGUGGUCCUUGUGUAUGUUGCUGGUGAUCUCAGGGACGGCGUCUGCUCAGCUAUCCUCUACUUACUACUCCACCUCAUGCCCCGAAGCCCUAUCCACCAUCAAAUCUGCGGUGACCUCUGCUGUAGCUAAAGAGCGUCGCAUGGGCGCCUCCUUGCUCCGUCUCCAUUUCCACGAUUGCUUCGUCAAUGGAUGCGAUGGUUCUAUUCUGCUGGACGAUACCACGAGCUUUACAGGGGAGAAGACGGCAACACCCAACGCGAAUUCAUUGCGAGGGUUUGAUGUUAUCGACACCAUUAAAAGUCAAGUAGAGAGUGUUUGCGCGGGAGUUGUUUCCUGUGCAGACAUUCUCGCUGUUGCAGCUCGGGACUCCGUUGUUGCUUUGGGUGGGCCUACAUGGACUGUACAGUUGGGCAGAAGAGAUGCGACCACUGCAAGUCUAAGUGCUGCAAACAGCGAUAUCCCUGCCCCAACCUUGGAUCUUAGUGGCCUUAUAUCUGCCUUCUCAAACAAAGGUUUCACUGCCAAAGAGAUGGUCGCUCUUUCAGGAGCUCAUACCAUUGGGCAAGCUAGGUGCACAAGCUUCCGUGAUCGUAUCUACAACGAGACCAACAUCAAUUCUUCAUUUGCGACAUCGUUGAAGUCAAAGUGCCCAAGUGCAGGUGGAGACAACAACCUCUCUCCUCUUGACGCUACAAGCGCUACAACUUUUGAUAAUGCCUAUUUCACGAAUUUGGUGAACAACAAGGGCCUCUUACACUCGGAUCAGCAGCUCUACAAUUCUGGCUCGACGGACUCUCAAGUUAGCUCCUACAGCAGCAACUCUGCAACUUUCUUUUCGGAUUUCGCAAGCGCUAUGGUGAAGAUGGGCAACCUUAGCCCACUUACCGGCAGUAGUGGUGAAGUAAGGACCAAUUGCAGGAAAACCAACUAAGCCUAGUAGAGAUCACCACUACUGUUGUGUGUUGUCGGAGUUGUACCUCCUUCAUUCUUUUAAGUUUUUAGUUUCUCUUGGCUUCUUUGGAGCGCAGAUUUAGCUAGCUUAAUUAAGAAAGAAAAUAAAUUGGGUUUGGUGUAUUAAUAUUAAUGGCCGGGCAGUGGUGUUCAUAAGAUUGUACUGUUGUUCUUUUUAAAGUUGCUUUUACUAGCUUGGUUCUUUUGGCUACA